AUGAAGUUACCUAUACCCGAGUUGAAAAAGAAACUUGACUCAUUGACAGGUUCAUACCGACGCGAAAAGUCAAAGCAGAGAAAAAGUAAUAUCACUGGUUCAGGCGCUGACGAAAUUUAUAUAUCGAAGUGGUUUGGUUUCAAAUAUUUUGACUUUAUGUCAAAUAAAGAUGACACAGGAAUUACAAAAGAAGGCGGAAUAGAUAUCAGCAAUCUUUCUCAACAACUAGGACCAUCACAACAACCUACGCCAUCGCCACAACAACCCGAGCUAUCCCCACAAGAACCCACGCCAUCCCCACAAGAACCCACGUCAUCCCCACAAGAACUUACGCCAUCGCUACAAGAACCAUCGCCAUCGCCACAACAAACAUUGCCAUCUUCACAACCAUCGCUAAAGCUAAAAAAAGACGGCUGA
Parnassius apollo (apollo) is the source of this 417-nucleotide messenger RNA. The record is from the annotation of a GenBank genome assembly. NCBI's taxonomy places the organism in Eukaryota, Metazoa, Arthropoda, Insecta, Lepidoptera, Papilionidae.